GGUGCGGCGAGGCAGGCGGGCAGCCUCGUGUCCCGGAGGGCAGCUGGAGGCUACGGCCGGGGCUGGCGCGGAGGCGUCCUUCCCGGCGGAGAGGCGACGCGACGGCAACGCUACAGGAACCCGUCGCCCGGGUGGUCGGUGGGGAUCCGUCCGGCCCCCGCCCGGCGUCCGCAGCAGCCGCCCGCGAAGAGCAGCCGCCGCCGCCCCCCAUGUCCCUGCCGGUGCUGCUGCCGGGCAUCUCCUCUCCCGUCCCGGGAUUUGCCCCCUCUUGCCCGUCACCCGGCGCGUCGUCCGGCUCGCUGUCCACCGCGGCCGCCGACUCCCCGCUACCGCCACUCCGCUUUGGCGGCUGCACUCCCGCCUUGCCGCAAUAUCGCAACCCGCGCCCCACCGCCCCGGCCCCGGGCGACGGCUUGCUGCCGCGCCGGCCGCUGCUCUCGCUGGGGCUGCUGCAGGUUGUGCUGGGCUGCUCUGUGGUGGCGCUGAACUUCAGGGCGCUGUGGCUGAGCAGCGGCCCGCAGGUGAAGAACGCCUAUUCCUUCUGGGCUGGCUCCUCGGUAAUCUUAUCCGGAAUCUUAGCCAUAAUGUCGUGGAAGAAGCCAGUAAUGGUUUUGGCUAACCUGUUUGUUCUGCUGUCAAUCAUCUGUGUUCUGCUGAACGUGGCUGGACUUGUAUUAGGAUGUCAAAGCAUCCAGUUUGUGUCCAGUACACUUGGAUGUGAUGUGGUGGAAAAAGGUGAAGAGAAGAUUUGUAUCUGCUGUGAAAGGUCUGACGCCACUAAAUGCCCAGAUGAAGAGACUGCCCUGAAGCUGUACCAUGUGAAGCCGUGCAAUGCUGCUCGCCUUCUUCUCAAGAAAGUUAUCUUUGUCCUUUGUGCCCUGAAUGCUCUCACCACCACAGUUUGCUUGGCAGCGGUUUCCCUGCGUUACUCAAAAAUAUUUCUAACGAGAAGAUCCUGCAUAGAUGAAUCUCAUGUUGGAGAGCAAGAUCAAGUUUCGGAUCCUGAUGAUUUUGUCCCACCUGUGCCACCUCCCUCCUAUUUUUCAACUUUUUGUUCUUGUACUCCACAAAGCAGUCACAGGAUGCUGGGCUCUGGUGUGAUUCCAUUGCCCCACAUAUAUGGAGCGCGAAUCAAAGGCAUUGAAGUGUUCUGCCCUCUGGACCCACCUCCUUCUUACCAAGCUGUUUGUAGGCAGAAAACCUCUGAGCAGGAAAGUGCGCUACAAACAAGUGUCGUGGAAGUCGUUGAUUUGGGUCAAGUGAGUGGCAGUGAGGCCUUUCAAGGUGAAGAAAUUCCUGAGUCUUCCAGCAGAGUGAGCCUUUCACCUCCAAACGCAAGCCUGCUGCCUGCACAAGGGAGAGACUUCCAUCCAGUGCAACAAAGGUCUAAAAGUGAUCCCGUGCUGCUUCAAGGGCCAGCGCUCAAUUAUGAAGCUGCAACACAGACCGAACUAAAACCACAACUCUGUGCUGUCACCUUGCAGAACAGUUUGAGAGCAAGAACUUUGAGGGGAAGGCCUCAGUCUUUGAUAGACUACAGGUGUUACACAGACACUAAACAGCUUGUGUCAUGGAUCCUUGAGCAGUCCUGCAGCGUGAGGCCUGACAUACAUGAAUUGGUGGAAAAUAUCAAGUCUCUUUUAAAAUCAGAUGAGAAACAUAUGGCAGAAGUUAUCACCAGUGCCACAUUCCUUGAGCAGGUGAUGGCACCUGCCCAGCAAGCCACGUCACUGAGUGCCCGUGCGUUACCUUGUGGAUGUCAUACUAGAUUGCCGCACGUGCAGAGCUGCUGUGACCUGAGUGUUUUCACCACAGAUGAAGAACCGCUCGCAGAGAUCGGGAUCCAGAGAGCUGAGCGUGAACGGCCUCACAGUAUUAUUGGUGUUGUCAGGGAAACUGUACUUUGAGCUAGUUUCUGUCUUUGAGCUGUUUUCUGUUUAUUCCUCAGUAGAGCACUUCUGUCAGCCAUACAUGUUGCCUAGGAAAAUAAUCUCUGACAAAUAGGUGGAAAAGUGUGUUGGUGUGUUGAUAACACUUUUUCUUUUUUUUUAACUUUCCUGCUCAGAAUUGUGAGGGGAAGCUCAUUCUGCAAAGCAAAUCAAGUAGAUUGCAAGCUGGCCUUUAUUGGGCUGAUCAGGUGCAACUGGUCUGUUUGU
Columba livia (rock pigeon) is the source of this 2156-nucleotide messenger RNA. It is a transcript of the gene ENTREP1, whose product is annotated as endosomal transmembrane epsin interactor 1. Gene Ontology annotation, cellular component: membrane. NCBI's taxonomy places the organism in Eukaryota, Metazoa, Chordata, Aves, Columbiformes, Columbidae. The coding region runs from base 210 to 1907 and encodes 565 amino acids. The transcript is spliced from 11 exons. The record is from RefSeq and is a predicted model, not a curated record.